AGUCGCUCGACGUAGUGGUCGUUCCCGUUCCCGUUCCGUGUUCCACCGACGGUCAUUACAGUGUUCAGUGUUCUUCGCCGCCACCGGAACCGGUACUCCUGCCGGUACCGCUUGGGAGACCCUCCGGUUCAAGUGGCGUGUUGUUUGCUGGUUGCUGAGGAUCUGCUAGCUACUCCAGUGAGCGGGUGCGUGGUACAGUUCCGGUGAUAAGCAAAAGUGUGCCAGUGUAGUAGUUCAGUUCAGUUCAAAACUUCCGAUUUCCAGAUUAAGUCAUGGCGAAGCUGAAAAUAGUUGGCGGACGUCCCAUCACGAUGGAUGAGGCAAUCGAACUGCGGCAAACGGUGUUUGGAUCAGCCGCUAGUCCACCUCGCGGUGAAUGGACACGUACAGGAUUUACCUUCGGUCCAGCGAACCAAGAGUAUCCCUACGGUUUGCGAACACCGCGGAAUGCGACCAGAGGCAUGCAGUCCGUCAUUCAGGCGCACAUCAUCAAGCAAUUCAUCUUCGAUAACAAACCACGCGAAAAGUCCGUCCCGUUGGAGGAGCUGCUAAAACCGAAUGAGGCAGAACAGGCGUUGUCACUGUACACCGCGAUGUCCGACAUUCUGUGGAAUAUUGGCGAAAAGACGAAAGCGAUCGUGGCACUGCCGGGCGAAGCAUCGCACAUACCGCACAGCCACGUCUAUUUCCAGGACAAUGUGACCGAGAAGCUGUACUUUUUCGAGUUUACCAAGCUGGACGAUUUGCAGAUCUUCAUGAAGCGUUACUUGCCUUACUUCACCGAAAAUCCGGGCCCCGGAACACUCCUGUAUCUGUACAGUGCGGUGCUGACGCGCGGAAUGGAGAAUAUGCGGAAUGAUCUGGAUGCACCGAAAGGAGCACAUUUGAUGGGACCACAUGAGGAGGGAUCGCUGAACGUGAUCACGCUGCUGCUGACUGGCCGCGCAACGCCCUAUCUCCAUAACGGUGUCGUGUACGUUGGAGAUGAGGAUCAUUAUGCUGUUCCACAAUUUGGGAUUCUGAGCCGCGGUGCGAUUGGGUUGCUGGUUUGGGAAGGUGAAAACGAAGCGAUGCGUUCGGCAUCCCGCAUGCCAGGCUCACGGCUGAAAACACCGGCCACACCCGUGUGGGUUAGCUGCUGCUGUGGCCACUACGGUGUGCUGUUCAACUCGAACCGGGAGCUGCUGCGGAACUAUCAUGCCGAGAAGCGCUUCGAGUUGCAUUACUACACCUGUGCCGGCUGCUAUCUCUCGAUGACCGUCGACAACCGUGGUCAGGAGGAAGGUGGUGGUGACACCGGUGACCAGGAUGGUGAUCGGAAGCGCGAUGAUAUGAUCUCCACGCCGCUCGAGAGACUCAUCCACACGAAGUGGAUGGAUGCGAAGAUCACGUACCAUGGGGCGCUGCCGGCAUCGUUGAACUUCUAAGGCGUUCCUUUCGUGAAAGUGCCGUUGCUGGUGCAUGUUCUGCGAACGGUUGUUGAGUGUUGUGAACGGUCGUACGGUAUUACUUGAUGCGUUGAUGAUGGUAGGUUGUUCGGAAUGGUUUUGAAAAUUUUAUUUCCCAUAAACCCACGUGCCCUAUGUGUAGAGGAUGGUUCAUCCGAUUCAGGGCUAGCUUCCUGUGAAAAUACAAAGUUAGUGAAAAGCGAUUCGCGCUCAUGAUACACGUGUGUUAUCAUUUCUUGUUCCGUUGCCAAGAGCAAGAUCUUUCACGUUACACGCAGGACAGGACAGGACGCUGUAGCCUUUCUACUUGAAUAGCAACAUGUGUGCCAAGUUCCGAGUCAAAUAUUCUAUAUCGAAACAGAGCAAUAAACAUAAA
Molecule: messenger RNA, 1824 nt
Organism: Anopheles darlingi
Lineage: Eukaryota; Metazoa; Arthropoda; Insecta; Diptera; Culicidae
Product: inactive ubiquitin carboxyl-terminal hydrolase MINDY-4B
Exons: 6
Coding region: 273-1427 (384 amino acids)
Biological process (GO): protein K48-linked deubiquitination
Molecular function (GO): K48-linked deubiquitinase activity; cysteine-type deubiquitinase activity
Source: RefSeq, a predicted model, not a curated record